This is a messenger RNA of Megalobrama amblycephala (Wuchang bream), 2261 nucleotides long. Its product is annotated as olfactory receptor 24-like. Gene Ontology annotation, molecular function: G protein-coupled receptor activity; olfactory receptor activity. The transcript has a single exon. Lineage: Eukaryota; Metazoa; Chordata; Actinopteri; Cypriniformes; Xenocyprididae. The coding region runs from base 1008 to 2000 and encodes 330 amino acids. Gene Ontology annotation, cellular component: membrane. Gene Ontology annotation, biological process: G protein-coupled receptor signaling pathway. The record is from RefSeq and is a predicted model, not a curated record.
UCAUUAUUUGCUAAUUUUAUGAAUACAUGCGAGUAUUGAUAAUGAAAACUCUUGAUUACUCUCGUCUGUGUGCUGUGCAUGAAGAAAGUCCACAAGAACUUAAAUGCAUCUAAGUGCCUGUAAACAUAAUGUUUGCUGCCAAGUUCCUGUGUUGUUCAUGUGUUUAGAAUUGUUUAUCCCGAGUACACAGCGCACAUUUGAUGGUUUUAUCAUUAUUUACAAAUUUUAUGAAUACACGUGAGUAUUUUCAUUUCAUUUUCAUUUAAUUUCAUUUCAUUCUGUAUUUACUUAUCUUGGUUGUUGAGGUUCACAGAGCAUAAGCAAGCACAUUGGCGUCAAACAGACUGCAUAAGACAGAUUCACAAGUUUGUUUGCCUAUAUAAUCCUUAAGCUAUUAAGGUUAACUAUAUUUUAUUGCUGUGAGCAGCUACUUAUAUGCUCAGGGAGUUAGUUAGCACAACAAUAUUGAUUCAAAUAUUCUUUUUAAUGAAAUAUUUGUUGUUGAACAUUGCAUUUAGUUUUAAGAUCAGUUAAUUGAAAUCUUAGCACAAUAAGGCCUAUGUAAGAAGAAAUUUGUUUGUGGGGGCUUUAAUUGGGGCAUUAAUUGGAAGCAAAGAAAAAAAGAGGAGCUUUCUGGACAGUGGCACUGUUGCUUUACUCCUGCCCCUACUUGCUCAAGUCUAUAGGGAGAAGCGUUGCUCCAUCAACUAAAGUCCCAAGAUCAAGACAAUGAUUUAUUAUAAAUGUGUCUGAUAGCUGAAUACUGAGAUUCUGGCGGUUUAGUAGAAGGUAGAGUAUAAAUGUUUCUUCUCUUUUCUCUCUAAACCUUUUACUACAAUGAGCAGUUACUUUUUUAAUAUUAAUUCAAUAUGGUUAUAUCAAGGAACAUACAAACAUUUUUGUCCACUGUGACUGAAAAUGAAAUAAUUAUUUGAAUAUUCUGUUAUAAUGUUCAUUUCUAUAACAGUUCUUUAUCACAGGUCACAAAAAGCCAGACAACAGCUAUCAUGAGCGCCACGCAGUCAAACUCCUCUGCAAAUGUGACCUUUGUUCGUCCUGCAACAUUUUUCAUCAGUGGCUUUUCUAAUAUCCCACAUGUGAAAUACUACUAUGUGUUCUUGUCUUUGGUGUAUGUUGUGACUGUUUUUGGGAAUUCAUUUAUCAUGUGUAUCAUUUAUUUGGCCCGCAGACUUCACACAGCCAAAUACAUUGUGGUUUUCCAUCUGGCCCUUAUUGAUCUGUGUGAAAGCUCGGCUUUGAUUCCAAAUAUUAUUGACAUAUUUUUGUUUGACCACCAUGUCAUUUCAUAUGAAGCGUGCUUGGCAAAUAUGUUUUUUGUGUAUCAUUUCAUGAAUCUACAUUCUUUGACUCUUCUUGUCUUGGCUUAUGACAGACUGGUUGCUAUUUGUUUUCCUCUACGGUAUCAUGCCAUUAUAACCGAAACAGCCAUGUUUCUGAUCAUAGGUAUUAUGUGGAUUUUUUCUGUGAUAUAUUUUUCUGUAUAUGUAGGUUUGGUGAAUAGAAUCUCUUUUUGUGGAUCGAAUGUGAUUGAUAGUUAUUUUUGUGAUCAUGGUAUUAUCUAUAGACUAGCUUGUAAUGAUAAUUCUAUAAAUAUUCUGAUGUUAAAACUUACCUUUGUUCUCCUGAUUUGCACACCGCUGAUACUGAUCAUAAUCUCAUAUUUCUGCAUUGCUCUGGCUUUGCUUAAGAUUGCUCAUGGUGCUGAACGGAUCAAAGCCAUGAAAACCUGCACCUCACAUCUCAUGUUGGUGGCAAUUGGUUAUAUCCCAAUUGUAAGCAAUAAUAUUGCAGUCUUAACAAUACCAAUGAAUCUGAACACCCGGUUAAUUAACAAUUCCUUGACUCAGAUAGUACCACCUAUGCUGAAUCCCAUCAUAUACGCUCUAAUGACAGAGGAGGUAAUGCAAUCCAUUAAAGAACUGUAUAAACGAAGGAAGGUGAACACUACAAAGAGAAUGACAUUUAGUAGGAGAAAUUGAAACAAAAAUGACAGGUUUGAACCUAAUGAGCUGUGAUCAUUUAACAAAUAUCUAAUUUAACAGAGUUGAUUGAUUUUGGAUGUUUUGAAUGAUGUAGAAUCUGUGUUGUAAACAGGCCAAAUAUGUUUAAAACCUCUGGGCUGAAACCUAGUUAAGCUGCUUAUUGAUUGGUUCCUUUGUUUGAAAACAACAUAUAAAAAAUCAGUAAUAAAGGCUUGAAAAUAUUCUGAACAUUUUCAUACCAUGAUUAAGCUUAACAGC